GCCGGUGAGUACUUCUCUCUGAAGGAUCUAACAUCAUCCGUUGGCUAUCUCUGCCAUCCUGCAGUCUGAGCCUCAACUUCGGUGUUCUCUGAUGGUGCCAGGGCCUUCUUGGGCGGAGGAUGCUGCGCUUGCGAGGGUUUGGGCAGGAGUAGAGGAGAGUCAUGCCCGUCCGCUCCACGCUCUGCAUUUUGGGGAUCCCGGUUUGAGAAACGCAGGCCGCAGCUCUGGCGGGAACGGAGCAAUCGGCCGACGGGAGAGGCGGUAGACCCAGCGUGGUCGGCGGCUCCAGGACCUCCCCUUAGUGGCUGGGGUAGCGCCUUGGCUCCGGGCGGCGGGAAGCAUCGGGGACGGUGGCCGACGUGGGCCGAGCUGGCGUCCCAUUCCUUCAGCCGCGCUGUAAGCUUAGGAGGCCAUAAUGGUGCGCAUGAAUGUCCUGGCAGAUGCUCUCAAGAGCAUUAACAAUGCUGAAAAGAGAGGCAAACGCCAGGUUCUUAUUAGGCCAUGCUCCAAAGUCAUCGUGCGAUUUCUGACUGUGAUGAUGAAGCAUGGUUACAUUGGCGAAUUUGAAAUCAUCGAUGAUCACAGAGCUGGGAAAAUUGUUGUGAACCUCACAGGCAGGUUAAACAAGUGUGGAGUGAUCAGCCCCAGGUUUGAUGUACAACUCAAAGAUCUAGAAAAAUGGCAGAAUAAUCUGCUCCCAUCCCGCCAGUUUGGUUUCAUUGUACUGACAACCUCAGCUGGCAUCAUGGACCAUGAAGAAGCAAGACGAAAACACACAGGAGGGAAAAUCCUGGGAUUCUUUUUCUAGGGAUGUAAUACGUUCAUACAAAUAAAAUGCCUCACUGGACUCUA
Messenger RNA from Leopardus geoffroyi (Geoffroy's cat), 852 nucleotides. It is a transcript of the gene RPS15A, whose product is annotated as ribosomal protein S15a. Gene Ontology annotation, biological process: translation. Gene Ontology annotation, molecular function: structural constituent of ribosome. Gene Ontology annotation, cellular component: ribosome; cytosolic small ribosomal subunit. The coding region runs from base 416 to 808 and encodes 130 amino acids. The transcript is spliced from 5 exons. NCBI's taxonomy places the organism in Eukaryota, Metazoa, Chordata, Mammalia, Carnivora, Felidae. The record is from RefSeq and is a predicted model, not a curated record.